AUGUCUAAACCUAGCAUCGAGUGCCAGUAUUUCGAGCAUGUGCCUGAGCACAGCGUAGCGGCAUGCAGAGAGUGCAGAUAUGCAGUAUGGCCAGAUCAGAUUGAGGGCCAUCUACAGAAGCAGCAUAAGGUUAGUUACAAGGAGGCUGAGGCAGUUGGACAGCAGGUUCGCAGCUGGGCUGGGUUAGUCCAGUACCCUAGUGAGCUCGAGGUGCCGACUGGUGCUCCAAAGCCUGUGCGGCAAUUGCCAGUGUAUACAGACGGGAUGUUAUGCCAAUUUGACUCCAGCUGCUGCUAUUAUGUAGCAAGAAGUAAGGAGGCUAUACGAAAGCAUUGGCGUAAGGACCAUCAAGGAUGGUCAGCAGGGAAGAAGCGAGGGCGGCCAAGUCGAACCAGGCAGAAGAGCGUGCAGGCACAUAUGGAUAAGGGGUACCGGCUGGUCCAUUGCCAGCGAUUAUUCAGCAGCCGGCAUGGAUCGCAGUACUUUGAGGUCCAGGCACCCAGCCAGGAUGGAGAAGGCCCCGAAAUCGUGCCCGUAGACGGGGCAGCAGCAUGGGCGCGAGUGGGCGAGCAGAUGGCCAAGGCGUGGGCAGACAUCGAGAAGCGGGCGCAGACGACGAUCCAGGAGGGCGAGCGCGACGAGGUGAACCCAUGGCUGGAGCGGACGCAGUGGUUGCCGUACCUAGUGGGCAUGGAGAGGCCGGAUUUGUUAGCGUGCAUCGAGGAGCCCGUGGCAGAGCCAGAUGCCAGGCAGGAGCAGCAGGCCGAGCCGGUGGAAGCAGCGAUUUGGGCAGCCAUGGAUGGAUUGGCGCGGUUCAGCCAGGCAUCCAUUAUUGACCGGAUUGGCGUGUUUAUACGGUUGGAGGCAAUUCGCACAGAGAUGCACCAAACCCGGUUCCAGCCGUUACAGCCGUAUAUGGACAAGAACGCCAUUGUCAAGCACACACGACCGUGGCAGCAGAUGUUAAUGUUUUUUGCACGCACACAGAAAGAGCACGGGUGGAAGAGCCCCAAGUAUCGGUUUACGCGCCGGCAGCGAGAGGCAUGGGAGGUGUUAAUCGAACAGGCAAAGCGGAGCAUAGAGGGAGACGAAGAAGAUGAAGCCGAGGAUAUGGACGAAGAGAGAGAAGAGCUGGACGAGGAGAUGAUGGACGACAUAGACGAGGCGAUAGAGGUAGCUGAGGAAGAGCCAGGUCAGGGAGAAGGCCCCGAGCCUAAGAAGUUGUCUAAGAUACAGAAAGCGUGUUUGGAGUUUUGCAUUGCAUUACUUAACCACCGCAUCACCCGUAGAGAGUAUGACAGCCCGCUGGUGUGCGCGUUGGCGGUGCUGGGCGUCAAGGAGGACGGAUGGAAGGGGCCGGAGCAGUACCCGCCGAUAUUAUCGGCGGUGAUCAAGAUCGCUCGGUUUAUGGUCGUGCAGAAGGGACUAGAAAUGUCAGGGCCCGAGGAGGAUAGCGGCGAUGAGACAGACGACGACUUAGAUGACAGCGCGUACGAGAGCGGGCCAAGCCAGCGACGGCGUCCCAAGGGGUGUUUGCAGUUAGUGCAGAAGAUGAUGGACCGGUUCAUGGUGCGCGGCAGCCAUAGCCCCAUGCAGUGGAUGUUGGAUUUGCGGACGUAUGGAUUGAAGAUCCAUUACAACACUACAACCCGCGGGCAUGUAGAGUGGACGAACGGCGACGAGCAGACUCCGCAACAAUCAAUCGGAUCGGCAUGA
Molecule: messenger RNA, 1716 nt
Organism: Pyrenophora tritici-repentis Pt-1C-BFP
Lineage: Eukaryota; Fungi; Ascomycota; Dothideomycetes; Pleosporales; Pleosporaceae
Source: RefSeq, a predicted model, not a curated record